This is a messenger RNA of Suillus discolor, 1138 nucleotides long. RefSeq lists its product as uncharacterized. The transcript is spliced from 2 exons. The record is from RefSeq and is a predicted model, not a curated record. Lineage: Eukaryota; Fungi; Basidiomycota; Agaricomycetes; Boletales; Suillaceae. The coding region runs from base 44 to 679 and encodes 211 amino acids.
GAAUCUUAGGCUCGAGUCUUCGUUGAACGUUAACCUUGGAACGAUGACAAAAAAAUCAGAACCUACACAUACUUCACCAGUACUACUAGUUGGCCUGACCACCGCUCAUGCCAGUUCUAGGUCCACCUCUAAUACCCAGUCCAGCUCUAGAACUGCCACUACGGGCACGAUCUCCAGCUCCAGUUAUGCAAACACGACUGUCACAAGUUCCUCAAGCUCGUCCAAAAAAACUGAAGUGCUCAGCACCGGAGCGCGAGUUGGACUAGGAUUUGGGAUAGUGUUCUUCUUCUUAUUAUCCAUAGUUCUGUUUUACUACUUGAAGAGACUAUAUCAGAGGACUCGGGAGAAAGCUGGUUAUAAACCUCCCCUUUCGGCGUCGGAAGGGAGAAACCCUCCACCUCCACAUCCAAAUUCCCAAUAUCCAUUCUCAGCACCCGCUCGUCCUUCAUCGUACUAUUCUCCGAUAUAUUCAAUACCCUAUGAAACCUCGGAAAAUGCUACAAUGAUGGCCACUUCAAGUGUGCCAGCGGCCGAUAGUUCAAGCAACUCUCAGCCUGGGCGCCAGCUACUGGCGCCUCAUGCAGAUAUACCUCGAUAUCAGAACGAACUCGAACAGAGGAAAUGGAAUCUUGAUGAGGCCCAAGAAUCACACCACCCUCCGCCGAAAUAUUCUUUUUGAAUGUCUGCCACGCGCGAUAUAUCACGAUCAUGAUAAUAUCCAGCUGUACCCCACUUUGAAACUAUUCCUUCGCGUAUUCUGAUAAAAUGUUCAAAGCCUGGACUUUGAACAGCACAGAUUUGUAACGCUUGUCGAUCAUCGAUUGAGGCCUCCACCACUAAUUUCGUUCCUAAUACUAGGUAUCCGCUUGUCCCUACUUAACGAGUUAGAUCAUUUAUCGGAGGCGGCUUCAUUGAAGUUUAUCGGUCUUCAGGGAAUUUAAUAUUCAAUGACCGUGCGCUACCUUACUUGCUUCACUGCCUCUCCCUAGUAUAUGAUUGUCUUUCACAUUUUUCUCUACUGAAAUCCAUCGGCUCCCCUUCCAUAGCAUGUUGGUACUUGUAUCAAGUUGUAUGUUCAACUGGUCGUAGUUUACGUCCUUCCGGUUAUUUUACCUUGCCAAAUGCCAAUAUCCUCAUG